AUGGAUUUCCUUCCGGAGAAUUUCUCCUUAUCAGCCGCGUAUCAAAGACCUUCGGGUGAACUAGUACUGUUUAUAAAUAAUAUUGUCUACAUGAUCGAGUACCCCAGUUUCAAAUUGAAAGAAGGUUGGCCAAAACGUCUCUCGAGUCUAGGAUUUCUCCCGAACACUUUCAUCGAUACCGUAGUAAAUACUAACAGAGGACAAACCUACGCGAUUUUCAAUGGUAACGACGUAGCGCAGAUAGACGAAUGUAGUAUGACUGUUUGCUCGUAUCAACUGUUGCAAGCGGUAUUCCCAGGAAUACCGCCAGCUCCGACCUUGGCCUUCCGAUAUAUAAAUGGUAAUCUGUACUUUGCCAAACAACAACAAUUUUAUACAUUUAACGAGUUCACGAGAAUCGUAACAGAGGCUGGUAAAUUUAAUAUAAACGUACUCAACAUCGAAUGUUUGCGAAACGGGUUAUUGCAACAAAUGCAGGAUAUCUUAGAUCGAUUAUUUCAAUCGAGUAAUACACAUUGA
Messenger RNA from Acromyrmex echinatior (Panamanian leafcutter ant), 519 nucleotides. Its product is annotated as matrix metalloproteinase-19-like. Lineage: Eukaryota; Metazoa; Arthropoda; Insecta; Hymenoptera; Formicidae. The record is from RefSeq and is a predicted model, not a curated record.